AUGGCAGAAGAAAAUUAUUCCACAGUGACUGAGUUUAUCCUUGCUGGACUCUCAGAGAAAGAAGUGCUCCAAUUGCCCCUCUUCUUCUUCUUCCUAGGAAUCUAUGUGCUCACAGUGGUGGGGAACCUGGGCAUGAUGACCUUGAUCCUUAGUUCCCACCUGCACACGCCCAUGUACUUUUUCCUUACCAGUCUGUCCUUCAUUCACCUCUGCCAUUCCACUGUCAUUACACCAAAAAUGCUGGUUAGCUUUGUGAAGAAAAAGAACAUAAUCUCCUACCCUGAAUGCAUGACUCAACUCUACUUCUUCCUUGUUUUUGCAGUAUCAGAAUGUCACAGGUUGGCUGCAAUGGCCUAUGACCAUUUUGUUGCUGUCUGUAACCCCUUGUUUUACAAUGUCACCAUGUCCUAUCAAGUCUGCUCAUGGAUGGUAGUUGGGGUGUAUAGCAUGGAUUUGGUUGGUGCCACAGCUCAUACAUUUUGCAUGCUAAGAGUGAUUUUCUGUAAGCCUGCCACCAUAAACCACUACUUCUGUGAUCUUUUUCCAUUACUGGAGCUCUCCUGUUCCAGUACUUUUAUCAAUGAAAUAUUAGUUCUGUGCCUAGGUUCUUUUAAUAUACUUGUCCCAGCCCUGACCAUCCUUGCCUCUUACAUCUUCAUCAUUUCCAGCAUCCUGAGCAUCAGCUCCACUGAGGGCAGGUCCAAAGCCUUCAGCACCUGCAGCUCCCACAUCUCUGCUGUUUCUGUCUUCUUUGGCUCUGCUGCAUUGAUGUACUUGCAGCCAUCCUCAGUCAGCUCCAUGGACCAAGGGAAAGUGUCCUCUGUGUUUUACACCAUUGUUGUGCCCAUGCUGAACCCCUUGAUCUACAGCCUGAGGAAUAAGGAUGUCAAAGUUGCCCUAAAUAAGUUCUUGGAAAAAAGAAGUUUUGUAUGA
This is a messenger RNA of Castor canadensis (American beaver), 933 nucleotides long. RefSeq names its product olfactory receptor 8G50-like. Gene Ontology annotation, biological process: G protein-coupled receptor signaling pathway. Gene Ontology annotation, cellular component: membrane. The record is from RefSeq and is a predicted model, not a curated record. NCBI's taxonomy places the organism in Eukaryota, Metazoa, Chordata, Mammalia, Rodentia, Castoridae. Gene Ontology annotation, molecular function: G protein-coupled receptor activity; olfactory receptor activity.